AUGCUGGAAAAAGAUAAUUGCGAAACCUAUGAGUGUGAUCGCCAAGCAGACCUUGGCUGGCGAACGAUAUCGGAACAGGUAUCCCACCAUCCCCCCAUGUUAGCUCAGUACGCUGAAGGCAGAGACUGGCGUGUUUGGCAAGAAUUCACCAUGACCUCAAAGUUCCGCGGAAAAUAUCUUCAGGUGAUUCCACUGGGUAUUGUUCAUCUUGAAUUUCCCGAGAGUGGUUAUCAUUUCACGUGGAAGAAGGUUACCACAACGGUACACAACAUUAUUGUUGGUAAGCUUUGGGUGGACAAUCAUGGUGACAUGGAAAUCAUUAAUCAUCAAACAAACGACCGAUGUCACGUCAAAUUCCAUCCCUAUUCGUAUUUUUCUAGGGAUUCCGAGCGUAAGGUCACGGGCGUUGUGACCGAUUCGCUGGGUGCAGCUCACUGGAUUCUUCAAGGCAAGUGGGACUCAAAGAUGGAGGUUCUUCGAGUAGUAAAUACAGCCGAUGCAAGAAAUGCUUCGGAAGGCGGCAAGCCUAUUUUGGAGACAACAACACCCAAAGUUAUUUGGAAAAGAGUUAUACCUCCGAGCGAGUACGAAAAAAUGUACAAUUUCACCGUGUUGGCAUGCCAGCUCAAUGAACCGGAAGAUGGUGUUGCACCUACGGAUUCACGAUUCCGACCCGAUCAGCGACUUAUGGAGGAGGGUAACCUCGACGAAGCUAACAUCGUAAAAGUUCAGCUUGAAGAAAAACAGAGACAAGUGCGCCGUCAACGCGAAGCGGAAGCUGAGCGCGCAGCACGCGAGGGUCGUCCGUAUCUACCUUAUGAGCCCGUAUGGUUUAAGAAAGACAAGGAUCCCAUUACUGGAAAUCCUAUCCAUAUCUAUCAGGGUGAAUACUGGAAAGCAAAAGAGACUCAGCAGUGGGAACGCUGUCCCAGCAUCUACCUUGAUUAAAUGACAGCAAUCGGAAGCAGAGUCUGUGGUUUAGUUUUUCCACACAGAGUGAUAUGGAAGUUUGCGAGAAUGUUGCCUUACUGUUUGACGAAAUCAUUAACAGUAAAUCACAUACGCAUGCAAAUAAAUAUACACAUUUAUUUAGCGUUACGUGGAUGCGAGCGUUAGCGACGGAACAAGCGGAUGGGGACGGGCGUGAGAGUGGGCGUUGUUACAGAACUGUGAGAAGCUUUUGUGGUGAUUGUCAUCUUUUUCUUGUGCUCGUCCAUCAAUACAAUCAAACGUCAACGGCGGGACGAACAAUAUUUAAUGCAGAAUGCUAAAGCGUGGUCGACUAGUUGGACAUUUUGUUGAACGAUGGUUGGGCGCGACGCGCAAGACAAACCGUCUAGCCCCAUUACCCCCUCCCCCCCCGCGCAAACUGAGCCUGCGGGUGUCCCCUUUUAUGAGACAGUCCAGAGAACAGAGUCAAACAAAGCGAGAAAGCAAAGGCGAACAUGAGAGAAAAUAUUGAUCAACUCACUAAUUAAUUGGGUGAUUGAUUGAUUGUUAAGCUAAUCGUAAAUUACGGGAAUGUUGUAACGAGUAUCGAAUGUACAACAAUAUUCGAGGAAUAGGCGCAGUGUUGAUAUACAGGAUAAACAAAUUAUUGUAACAACAAUUCUAUAGAAAGCAUCUAAUAUAUUGAGCUAUUCUUAUUAUUAAACUAAUUUGCCGUGA
Molecule: messenger RNA, 1668 nt
Organism: Varroa destructor (honeybee mite)
Lineage: Eukaryota; Metazoa; Arthropoda; Arachnida; Mesostigmata; Varroidae
Product: oxysterol-binding protein 1-like
Cellular component (GO): plasma membrane; cytosol; perinuclear endoplasmic reticulum
Molecular function (GO): sterol binding
Source: RefSeq, a predicted model, not a curated record